Molecule: messenger RNA, 5119 nt
Organism: Lasiosphaeria miniovina
Lineage: Eukaryota; Fungi; Ascomycota; Sordariomycetes; Sordariales; Lasiosphaeriaceae
Exons: 2
Coding region: 355-4998 (1547 amino acids)
Biological process (GO): protein phosphorylation; protein targeting to vacuole; autophagy of peroxisome
Cellular component (GO): late endosome; nucleus-vacuole junction; phosphatidylinositol 3-kinase complex, class III, type II
Molecular function (GO): protein binding; protein serine/threonine kinase activity; ATP binding
Source: RefSeq, a predicted model, not a curated record
GGCAACCCAAACCCCCAACUCAAAGCGUAAACACACCUACCACUUCGGCCGCCUUCUCAAUCUCGAAACUAAGAAGGCAUCGACACCACGACUAUACUAUCAACCCGCCAUCUCUAUUUGUGUUGGAGAUUUUAUCGCGCGUGGCCUAACCAUCAUCUCCCAAGCUCGACCGGCUCUCGUCGAUUGCACUCUGAAUCCACGGAAGCUGGCAUCGCGUGCCUGCCCGCCUAUACGGAUAUCGCUUACACCAUCGAUCGCCCUCCCACCUUAAUCCCAAGAUGCGCCACGGCCUUUCUGGAUCUCGUCAUAGGUAGCUGGCGGGAUUGAGUUUCCCAUCUGUGCGAACCCGCAGCCAUGGGCCAGGGCUUCUCUCUUGCCGCGCCCCCGGCUGGGGCUGCCGGCAUCGAUGUCCCCGAGCUUGGAGACUUGGUGUAUGAGAAGUCUAUCGGUGCCGCUCGCUUCAUGAAGAGCAUUCGGGCUAGGCACCGUGACGGCGUUGUGCUUGUCAAGGUUCUCAUCAAACCGUAUCCCAUGUCCCUAGACAAAUACAAACAGGAAAUCAUCCGGGAGAGACGAGCUCUCGCAGACGUGCCUAAUACCCUCCCAUACCAACGAGCGAUCGAGACGGAGACCAACGGGUACCUCGUCCGCCAGUUCUUUUACAACUCCCUCUACGACCGGCUGAGCACGAGACCGUUCCUCGAGGACGUCGAAAAGAAAUGGCUGGCCUUUCAACUUCUCUGCGCCUUGCGCGAUUGCCAUAGCAAGGACAUUUACCAUGGAGAUAUCAAAACGGAGAACACGCUCGUCACUUCGUGGAACUGGCUUUACCUGUCCGACUUCUCGUCUUCGUUCAAGCGCGUGACGUUGCCCGAAGACAACCCCGCCGACUUUUCCUACUUUUUCGACACGUCUGGCCGGAGGACAUGCUACCUGGCCCCCGAACGCUUUCUCCCUCCAGGCCAGGAGUCUGACCCCGAUGCCAAGAUAACAUGGGCCAUGGAUGUGUUCAGCGCUGGAUGCGUCAUUGCUGAGCUAUUCCUUGAGACACCAAUUUUCAACCUCAGUCAACUCUACAAGUACCGGAGGGGCGAGUACGAUCCCGGAAUUUCACACCUUAGUCGCAUUCCUGAUCGAGAUUUGCGCGAAAUGGUUGCCCACAUGAUCCAGCUGGACCCCCAGAAGCGCUACUCAGCUGAGCAGUACCUAGAUUUCUACAAGGGCAAGGUGUUUCCCGCCUACUUUUACAGCUUCCUGCACCAAUAUAUGGAGCUGAUUACGGAUAUGUCCAAUACUCCCUUUUCGCCACAGGUGAUUUCAAGAAACACAGCCGAGGCGGAUCAGAGAAUUGAGCGGGUGUGGCUGGAUUUCGAUAAGAUCUCAUACUUCCUUGGCUACCAGGACGAGAACAACUCCCAAGCGCGCCAACUAGCCCCGAGGCUCGGGAUAGGACACUUCCCGGCCCUCUUGAAUAUACCAAACAACGAACACUACGUAUCGGGAGAGAAGCAGCCGGCUUCUGACGACGGUACUCUGAUUUUCUUGACAUUGAUUGUCUCGUCUCUCCGUAACACCGCCCAUGCCACAGCCAAGGUCAAGGCCUGUGACAUUAUGCUUGCCUUUUCCGAGCGCCUGACCGACGAGGCAAAGCUGGAUCGUGUCUUGCCAUACUUAAUGACACUACUUAAUGACAAGGCCGACCUUGUCGUUAUCACCGCAAUACGGACAAUAACACAACUGCUUGACCUGGUCACGUUCAUCAACCCCGUGAACUCGCAAAUAUUUUUGGAAUACAUACUUCCUAGGAUGCAGGUCACGCUGCUUGGCGCCCAGCGCACUCCCUCGCCGAUUGUUAGGGCGACAUACGCCUCUUCUCUGGGAAAGCUUGCGACAAUCGCAGACCGUUUCCUCGCAAUGGCUGCGACUCUCCGAGCGGACGGAUCUUCAACCAUCGCAGACCCUGAAGUCGAACCUGGAAAGGAGGCGGACGCCGCGUUUGACGAACUGUUCGACACGGCUCGCCGCGAGCUGGGGGAGCUCUUUGAAGCACACACCAAGACGCUGAUCGAGGACUCGGACCCGUUUGUCCGGCGAGCGUUUCUCAGCUCUGUCCCUGACCUGUGCAUCUUCUUUGGGGUGGCCCAGGCCAACGACAUCAUCCUAACACACCUCAACACAUAUUUGAACGACCGUGACUGGAUGCUGAAGUGUGCCUUUUUCGACACAAUCGUAGGAAUCUCGGCCUUCUUGGGAAGCAGCACCCUCGAGAAGUUCAUUCUUCCUCUUAUGAUCCAGGCAGUAACCGACCCCGAGGAAUAUGUUGUUCAAGGAGCUUUACACUCGCUUGCAGAGCUAGCAAACCUGGGACUCCUGACCAAGCAAACAUUCCUCGAGCUCGUCAGUGUUGUGGCUCGGUUCACAAUGCAUCCCAAUCUUUGGAUCCGGGAGUCGGCCGCUGAAUUCAUCGCGGCUGGUAUGCACUUCCUCAGCAACGCUUACAUUAGGGUCUUGGUGUUGCCGUACCUCAAACCAUAUCUUAAACAGGCCAGAAUACCGGAUUUCUCAGAGCUGGAUCUUCUCGAUGCUCUGCAGAAACCGUUAUCGAGGUCGGUCUACGACCAAGCAUUGUUGUGGGCCUCAAAGACCAGCCGAGGUGAUUUCUGGAAGCCCUUCAAGAAGCUGCGAGACAUUGCGGUGGGAUCAUCGGCGACGUCAAGAGUGUCUGGAGAUUUGAAUUCGCAGAGUCUGAGUAAAGUUGCAAGAAACGACGAGGAUGAGCAGUGGCUCAACAAGCUACGAAACCUCGGGCUUGCCUCAGACGACGAGCCCAAACUUCUCGCCCUUCGGGAAUUCAUAUGGCGCCUGAGCCAGAUCAAGGCAAGAGAUUCGGCCGUCCAAGAGAGCUCAAGUAUUUUGGGGCCUGAUCUUAAUGCAAUCGUUAACCUGCGAAGCUUGGGCAUCACUCCACAGACAGUCAUGUUUGAAGAGCAGCCGUCGCAGCAAACCGUGGCAGCUCUAGACCAAGACUCGGGGGCCCCGAGGACCAUUGCAGAUGCGCUUCUUGACGCCUCAAUGACAAUUGAUGACCCCCUCGGUAAGAGACGGCGAGCAGCCCUGAAUAACCACCGAUCUCGUAUCAAUAGCAGGGACAAUCUUUCUCCCAUGUCUACAGACGGGAGGCGGUCUUUAGAAGACGAAACAGUUACUGCAUUGAGCAAGAGGCAAACUGAAAGCUCCAAGGAUACGUCGAGGCGGACAUCGGCUAGCCAUGGAAAAGCUGUGGAGGGAUCUGGCCAAGAUGCACCUUAUGCAGCGAGAAGAAGUCUGCGGCACCAGUCCAGCGCAAUGAGUCUCAUGAACCGCAAAGACAGUGCAAAAUCGGGCGCCGAAACUGCCACCACCGAAACCAACGCUUUUGGUGAAGUGGAAGGCCCAUUUACGCAGCCUUCAACACCAAAUUCGCCUCUAGAAGUAGAGAGCAAUCUGGCAGAUUUCAGGAUACGCUUGCGGGCUAACCACAGCUACAAUGGUAACGACCCAGCCAUUUUCAAGAUGUUGGAUUCCAUGUAUAUCGACAAUUACCCCCACGAUAUCGCCGAGUACGGCCCAUUGGUUACUCCUGUUAGCCGCCGAAAGUCGAGCCGGACGAUCUCCUCUCAACCUUCGGACGAAGGCUGGAAGCCGACCGGCAAACUUGUUGCAACGUUUUCCGAACACGUUGGGCCUAUCAACCGAAUCGUAGUUUCUCCCGACCACCAGUUCUUUUUGACAGGUGGUGAUGACGGCUCCGUCCGGGUGUGGGAUACCGCAAGACUGGAGCGCAACAUUACGCACCGGUCAAGGCUUGUGCAUAGGCACGCCCCAGGCGCCAAGGUUCUGGCGCUGUGCUUCAUUGAGAACACGCACAGCUUCAUUAGCUGCGCGAGUGACGGGAGCGUCCACGUCAUCAAGGUCGAAACUGUGUUUAGCAGUGGCACAUUCCGCUACCCCAAGCUUCGGCUUUUGCGAGAAUACCAGCUGGUUGAUGGCGAGUUUGCAGUGUGGUGUGAACACUUCAAGCAGGAGGCGAACUCGGUCUUGAUCUUGGCAACAAAUAAGUCGGUCAUCCUGGGCAUUGACCUCCGGACCAUGACGUUGCUCUAUAAGCUGGAGAACCCCGUCCACCACGGGACACCGACUUGCUUCUGCAUAGACCGUAGAAGGAACUGGCUGUGUCUGGGAACAUCUCAUGGCGUCCUUGACUUGUGGGAUCUUCGCUUCAAAAUGCGGCUUAAGGGCUGGGGCGUCCCUGGCAAAGGCUCCAUUUACCGCCUCUGCGUGCACCCCGCCAAGGGUAGGGGCAGGUGGAUCUGCGUGGCCGGAGGCACUGGGCAGGGCGAAGUCACUGUCUGGGAUCUAGAACGCACGCUCUGUCGAGAGAUAUACCGAGUUGGUGGCAAUAAGGAAGGCCCCAAGGGUUAUGAUGCCUGGGAGGUGGACGAAGACAAGCCAGAGGGGAUGCUCGGCCGUUUCGCCACCAAUAUCGAGCCUUCGGCCACCGGCAACGCAGACCGCGGUGUGCGUGCCAUGAUUGUUGGGACGGGGGCGACGGAAGAGCAGCGCGAUGUGAGGCACGCCUUCAUCAUCACAGCCGGGUCAGACAAGAAGUUGCGCUUCUGGGACCUUUCCCGCAUCGAGAGCAGCUUGGUUUUUAGUGGACUGCUGCCAGAGGAAGGAAGGCCGACCUUCACAGCCAGUCACCCGACAACUUCGAUGACGCUCAAUACGGAGCGUCUGCCUAGACAGGCAUCAACAUCGCCUGCCAACGGCGCUGUCAGUUCCGUCUCGGGAUCCAGGGGGCGCUCCAGCCGGCCGCCUCGCUCGACAGUAAUAUCCCUGCAGCAACAGCAGCUGCUGAAGAGCCACCUCGACGCCGUGAUGGACGUGGCAAUGCUCGAGUCGCCGUACACGAUGACGGUCUCAGCAGAUCGAAGCGGCGUCGUCUUUGUUUUCCAGUGAUUGCUUUUUUGAUGUAUAUUUAAAGACUAGGUAGAGGUAUUAUACUCCUCUAUUAUUAGUUAUUAUAGCAGCCGAUGGCGUCAUGUAUUUAUUCGGGACUAGAACCACUUUCUCUCGUGUU